GUUGGUUUCCAGCUCGGGAUCAGCCCGCUGUUACUCAUGUAGAGUCCCGGGAAGUUACCUACGCGUCGAAAACCCCCGUUUUUAAUUUCACUUUUCUUGCUGCUUUUCAUCACUGUUCAGCCUCAGACAACUCAGCGGCACUAUGUCUUUCGUCCCCGGUCAGCCGGUCACCGCCGUGGUGCAACGAAUUGAGAUCCAGAAGUUGCGGCAAGGGAAUAAUCUGAUUCUGGGCUUCAGCAUCGGAGGAGGGAUAGACCAGGACCCAGGGCAGAACCCCUUCUCUGAGGACAAGACCGAUAAAGGCAUCUAUGUGACCAGGAUAACAUCAGGAGGACCAGCAGACGUAGCAGGAUUGAUGAUGGGAGACAAAAUAAUGCAGGUGAACGGCUGGGACAUGACCAUGGUGACUCACGACAAGGCUCGUAAAAGACUGACGAAGAAGAACGAAGACGUGGUGCGACUACUGGUGACCAGGAAAUCGCUGGAGGAAGCUGUCAAACAUUCUAUGGGUGGUUACCCCAGACCAUAAUGUAGCGACACUACUUACAAGCACAGAAUAAUGCAAUAGUCAAGGACUGAACACUCUCAUGUGCAGAGACUCCCCAACAUCCAUGUGAUGGUUGCACCGCGGCCUUUAUGACUAUAUCAAUGCAAACAAACAGGAAAAAGACGCAUUAGAUCAUCUCGGUGACGCAUCAGACGUCACAGUUUAAAUGUGUCGGUUUUCACACUUUCUGACUCCUCGUCUGCUUUCCUUUUCAGAUUUAUUCGUAGCACAUCAAGUAUAGCUGAGUCUAAAACUCCAGCAUGGAAAUAUAAUAAAUACGCUCAAUACAAUUACUAAAUCCAUUAUUGCUUGUUGAAUUUCAAAACCACCAGACUGAAAUGAGUUUCUGAGAUAUUGAUUCAUUCCCGCUGAGAAGAUAUUUGUCAAAUAUCCUCUUUUUCCUAUUUGCCUUCAGCUGACCAAAGUUAAACGUCCUCCUCUGUUUAGUGAAUCCUCAAUGAUGCGCUUUUCCUCUCAUUUAAAGAAAAGAACCAACAGUUUGCGAUCACAGCUGCAGCAUUUAAUGCCAAAGUUAGAGCUAAGGCGCUGUCAUGCAUUCACUAUAUGCAUUGCAGUGUUUCUAAUCAUUUUCUUUAGGUUUUUUUUAAAUAAUGGUACAGUAUACUGUAUGAAAUCUGUUAAAAUAUAACAAUAUGCACAGGUUUUUUAUGUCUUUUCACUAAUUUUACUGAUGCAUCUUUCGGUUCUAUUUAUCUUGCUUUUGGUUAAUGAGUGGGACAGUUAACAUCUUCUCUCUGUAUCUACUACAGUAACAUGUGCAGAUUUUCUUCCAUGUUACAGAACAAUAUUUCAGAUGCUGGACCUCAGCUUCAGUAAGAGAAAGGUAGUAAAUUGUCUGUUUAAUGAAAUGUUUUGAUGUUUCUUAUCGCUGACCAAAAGCUGAAACUGUAACUCUGAACCAGGCAUGACUGAAUGUUGUUUGAUAACUUGGAAUGAGCACAGCAGCCUUAAACGAACACUUAAUACCGCCAAGCUUAAUGAUUUCUCUCUGUUUUCCAUUUCAGCAACACAACAGUUUACUGCCUCUGUGAUACAGUGUGUACUGAACUUAUUUAACACUAUUUUGGCGUAGAAAUCUUAAUGCAUUUACACUAAUAUGAUAAUCUGUGGGUAUUUGAUUCGUACAAUACUAACAGCUUUAUGCAAUAAUCAAGUUUGUAAGUUGUCAGUUUUCAUUCCAAAAUAAAAGACCCAAAAUCCAAAAACACUAAAACUGAUAUGAUGGUAAAUGACUGCUUGAGGUGUUUCACACUUUAUUCAAACCCAUGAAAAUAUAAAAGUCAGUUUCAGGCUUUUACGGAUUUUGUAGUUAAACCUUUUGAUGUUCUACAGCACUGGUUCCCGACUUUGUUUUUCACUUUUGAGCCCAUACAGUGGAAUCAUAUCUACUUGCAGCAAAUCACCACAGAUUCCAAACUUAAUUUUGAACAAUAUAUCAAGUAGUGUUUUUUUUUAACUUAUCAAGUCAUUUAAAGGUUUUACAGGCUUAACAAACUUCCUCCAUCAUAAUGGGACUCCAGAGGGACACUGGGAACAGCAGACGUUUCGAAAACAAGCAGUAUUUUCUCUUUGAAUUGUUUGUGUUUUCCUCCAGAUUUUGUAAACUGCCAGCUGAGCAUGAAAGGUUUGCAUUUGAUUGUAUACAGUUUUCAAUUGGAAUGUUUCUCAGAUAUAAAAAUGACUGAAAUCAAAA
Acanthochromis polyacanthus (spiny chromis) is the source of this 2261-nucleotide messenger RNA. It is a transcript of the gene tax1bp3, whose product is annotated as Tax1 (human T-cell leukemia virus type I) binding protein 3. NCBI's taxonomy places the organism in Eukaryota, Metazoa, Chordata, Actinopteri, Pomacentridae. The record is from RefSeq and is a predicted model, not a curated record. The transcript has 4 exons. Bases 143 to 529 code for a protein of 128 amino acids. Gene Ontology annotation, biological process: neurotransmitter receptor transport, endosome to postsynaptic membrane; neurotransmitter receptor transport postsynaptic membrane to endosome. Gene Ontology annotation, molecular function: protein binding. Gene Ontology annotation, cellular component: postsynaptic membrane; postsynaptic density; adherens junction.